UGGUGGUCAUUUUUAUCACUGUAUAAAAGUAUUUAUUGAAUUUUAGACAAUUACUAAUUAUAUACCACUUCCACAAGUUAAUUAAUGUGAAAUUUGUGAUAUGCUCUUUAGGAUUAAUGAAUUAGUGUGUGUGUCUUAUGGAAAUUUGAUAAAAUUUCUAUUACGGGGUCAUCUCAAAUGAACCUAACCCAACGUCUUCUGUAAAGUUUAAAAAAGAAUUCAGUACUAUGUUUUGGAAAUACAAUACCUCAUCUUCCUCACAAAUUGAGGGUCUUCUAGGCAAAGAGGAUGUUACACUACAAGAAGUUAUGGACGCCGACGAUAUUAUUAAUGAAUGUAGGGCUCAGAAUAAAACAUUAAUAGACUUCCUAUUAAAGCCUGACGUGAUGGAAGAAUUAGUAACGUUAACUAUAAAAGAACCGUCAAUUGAAAUAGAAGAAAGAUCUAGAUUUAAGUACCCAAACAUAGCAAGUGAGUUGCUAACUUGUGAUGUACCAGCUUUAAAUGAAACAUUGGCUGGUAAUGAAGUUCUACUAGAUAAGCUUUAUUCUUUUUUGGAAUGCGAUCCUCCUCUGAAUCCGCUAUUGGCUUCCUACUUUAGUAAAAUAAUGGGUGCCCUUAUUGCAAAAAAGACUGAGCAGAACUGGUUAUCCUAUCAGUUCACUUGCUUACAGGUCCUAGACUUUUUAAAGGCUAAGGACACCUUUAUAUCAUUACUGCUCAAACACUUAGGCACUUCGGCUAUCAUGGAUCUCAUGCUCAAGCUUAUGACACAAGUUGAAGGGGUUGAAAUGAGGCAGAAUAUUUUAAAUUGGCUUGACAGUCAAAGAAUAAUGCAGUCAUUAGUAUCUCUGUUGAAUCCGAAAAUCGAUAAGGAGAGGCACUAUAAUGUUGCUCAAUUAUUGUGUGAUUUCGUUAGGAUAGCUCGUGAUACUCAGAGGAAUUCAACAGAGAGGGCUGACCCAGACCCGUUACUUAAUACUUUAGAAUCACCGGAAACAGUUGCUUUGCUGUUGGAUCAUAUAUUAAAGGAAGAGAAAAGUGAAACUGCUAUCGUAGGCGGCAUUCAAGUACUUCUAGCUCUUUUAGAUGUGUAUCAGUCUAGCAUUCCAAAAUUCAACUCCCAGAACAUGUAUAAUUCCAAUAUAAACGAAGAGGCUAGUGAUAUUGAACAAAAGCAGAAGAUUAUUUUUAAUACGACACGAGCUUUCUGCGCUAGAGCGAAAGACUUUCAUAACAUACUGCUCGACCCACCAAAUACGACACCGAUUGUUACCACAGUAGGCACGCUAAAUCCACCGUUAGGUAAUACUCGACUUCAGAUAACGAAACUGUUGGCCACGGUCAUAGCGUCCAAUAAUGAAGAGCUGUUAAAUGAAUUAGAAUCGAUAGGAACUUUCCCUGUACUGUUAGAUUUAUUUUUUAAGUACCCGUGGAACAAUUUUUUACACACCCAAGUAGAAAAUUGCCUUAUAUCAGCACUCAAGACACACGUAUCUGAGGAAAUUGAUGACACAAAUGCCUUAACUAAACAUUUAUUAGUAAAUUGUAAGUUAAUCGAACGAAUAUUGGGAGCAUGGAAGGAAAAUGACGAGCAACAAGCUCAGGAAAAAGGUAUCCGACAGGGUUACAUGGGCCACUUAAUCAGUAUAGUCAAUAAAAUAGUUGAUUUGUGUUCUAAUACCGCCUUGGGCCAAUAUCUGAAAGACAAUUUACCAGACGUGGCAAAAACUCUGAACGAUUUUAAAGACACCACACUGAGCGAAACUAAUAAGAUACAGGAAACAUUAUUGGGGGGUGCCCAUCCCAACAGUUCGGUUGAGGAUAAUGAUGAUUACGGCGACAUACCUUUCCCUCAGUCCAGUGCAUUGCAACAACAGAUGUUUUCACAGUACCAAAUGCAAAAUUUGACAUCGCAGUAUAUAGACGGUUAUAGUGGAUUUAACGAUGAUGCUUUUAACGACGGAGAUGAUACGUUACAGACAAUUGAUCAUCGAACAGAUAUGAACUUUGAUUUGUCAGAAGGAGAUCUAGUCCAACAGCAUGAGAUAUUUAAGCAAGUGUGCGCCCAAAAUAUUAAUACGUUAGAUGAUGCGGAUGAUCAGAUAUUUGAGGACAGGGAUCACACUUUUCAGACCGUUAUUGAGAAACAAGACAGAAAUGAGGCCGUGUAUAGUAGCGACAGUGACGACGAGCAGGGCGGCGAUGAAAAUAUGGAUGUUGACCCGUGGUCAUCACCGAAACCAGUAGAAAGUCGUCCGGCACGGGCUGUUGGAUCCGACCCGUGGGGUAGCGACUUUGGCAGCUCGGAUGCUACCGUCGGCGGUUGGGCGGAUUUCAGUUCGGCACAGUUCGACGCGAACUUUGCCUCUUUCGAUGGCAAAAUUAAAAAGAACGUUGGAAAUAAAGAGAACAAGCAACCGAUCGUGGAGAGUGACUUAAAACUUGAAAGUAUUGAUAGCCAAACGGACAAUUCCAAAGACAGUAAAACCAAUAGUAUUGAUAAAGUUGCUCAAGUAGAAGACGUUAAGUCUGAGGGGCCGGAUACUAUUAAGAGUGCAGCUGGCGAUCAAGGAGGAGAGUUGGUUUCGGGGCAUCAGAAGACAUCGAGCGCUGCUGUUACUGAACCGUCCAAAAGCAAAGAAGGUGAUCACACCCUACACUCAGGAUCUACAGGUAAAGAAAAAGUAGAGAAAGAUAAAGUGUGAGCAAUCCCCGCUACAUAUCAUAUGGGAACUUAAAAAGUAUGUUGAGUCUUUGCCAUACCGAUGAUGUAUAGUAUUUUGUAAAAUAACACAUUUUUAAUCAUAAUUCUACCGUAAAAUCUAGAACAAUAAUAACUGCCCGCAAACAAUGGUGAGAUAAUUAAUGGAAACAUCUGUGCAACAGUACUAUUUAUAUAUUUUAUGUAUGGUAUUUAUAAGCAUAUUUAUUUACCCGCCAAAUAAGUGUGUGCUAGUUUUAUCGCCCAAAACAUCACAAAUUUCUGAAGACAUUGGAAACAAUCGCCAUCUAUUAUCUGUUUUACAUAAGAGCACAAUAUCUUUUUAAAUCUUUGUAUUUUAUUAGUUGUUUCACUGUUGUUCUCUGGCAGGAACAGAAAUCAUUUUUUAAUGUAUUAUUAUUCAUCUAGCAAUAUUUGGAAAAAUUAGAAUUUGUUGUAAAAUACUUAUUUCAAUUAAAGUAAUUUAUUGUUUUUUAAAUUAAUAUUAUUUUAUUAUUUCUACUUUGUGAAUAGAUAAAUUUGGGUAGGUGCUGCUGCCCCUUGUAAUGGUAAAUUUUUCGCCAGGGUUAUAUAGUAUUAUAAAGUAUUUUGUAACUAAAGAAUUGCUUAAUGCUCAGCAUUUAUGUAUUUUUUUGUUUUUUCGUUCUUAAAAGAUCUCUUUGCAAGGCGUGCAAUAUUAUUUAACCCUAUAGGCCACGUUGUCAAAAAGCUACAUUAAAUGAAGUGUUAAAGCAGGUACUCUUGCAUACAGUCAAAUCCUAUAAUCAACGUCAAACCACCGAGGAGUGAUGUCGGUCCAUGGCUAGCCGGGAUAAUGAAAUUUGACCACAGUUGAGGUCUCUUAAUUUUGAAGAUAUUAUUUCUUUGAAAUUUGCGAAAAUCACUUCCCUAGGCCUUAGCUACAAAAUUAGGUGUAUUGUAAUUUUUUUUUUUUAAUAUAGAAUUUUGUUAUAAAAUCCAAAAAAUUACUGUACUAGUAUCAG
Anoplophora glabripennis (Asian longhorned beetle) is the source of this 3708-nucleotide messenger RNA. RefSeq names its product serine/threonine-protein phosphatase 6 regulatory subunit 3 (gene fmt). Bases 228 to 2708 code for a protein of 826 amino acids. The record is from RefSeq and is a predicted model, not a curated record. Gene Ontology annotation, molecular function: protein phosphatase regulator activity; protein phosphatase binding. Gene Ontology annotation, cellular component: cytosol; nucleus. The transcript has 16 exons. Lineage: Eukaryota; Metazoa; Arthropoda; Insecta; Coleoptera; Cerambycidae.